AUUGUCCUAAUAUAAUAAUUGGGCCAAAGCCAUUCAUACAACGAUCGACCUGGCUCACAGCACAGGCUACCACCACCCCAAGCGACAGCCGUCGCCUGUCUCACACACACAUCCUAGGGGAACCAAAGACAACACCAUAAGCCACAGCACGGCACAGCUGACGGACCUCUACGGACUCUAUUCUCCACUCCUACUUUGUCACUAUGCCGCAAUACCGAGGAGGCUACCGCAGCGGAGGACGUCGGAUUGCUACAGGCGGCAUCGUCGGCAUCGCCAUCGCAGGCUUCGUCGUCCUCCUGGCCGCCCUCCUUUGCCUCUACUGCUGCUGCUUCCGAAAACGUCGCGCCAACCGCAAGGGCCUCCCCAACCAAAAGGCCGGCGCUGCUCACCCGCCGCCUCCUCGCGGUGGGGGUGGCCUCUCUGGUAUGUUCGGCCGCCUCAUGCCCGGACGGACGUCGCGGCAACGGCAAUACGCAGACAUGGAACAGGCGGGUUACGGACAACGGCCUCAGCAGGGAUACGAUCCGGGGUAUGGCAAUGGUGUCAACGGUGCCAAUGGUGCCAAUGGUGUCGGUGAUCCCUCCUAUGGUCCCGGUUACCAGCCUGGCAGUCAGUCGUACGGUUAUGGACCCGGCCAGAAUGCGGGUGUGAAGCCACCUCCGCCGGCCUACAGGUGAGGACGCAGCCGAGGUCUAGGUCUUGUCACGAUACAGAGUAAAAGUACUAUUGAUCCUCGUGUCUGUUCAAGAUAUAAUGAUGG
Messenger RNA from Sodiomyces alkalinus F11, 760 nucleotides. RefSeq lists its product as hypothetical. Lineage: Eukaryota; Fungi; Ascomycota; Sordariomycetes; Glomerellales; Plectosphaerellaceae. The record is from RefSeq and is a predicted model, not a curated record. The transcript has 2 exons. The coding region runs from base 204 to 677 and encodes 157 amino acids.